ACAGGCUGUAUUGUCACGGGAGACUCCAAACUGUCUGCGCCUGUCAUCGCCAUCGCCAUGGGAAGAAGGCUCCCGUGUGUCUACUUGCUUGUCUUCGUCAUUUUCCAAGAGGCACCUGGCUUCAAGAUCCAGAACAAGCUGCUUGGAAAAUGUCUGCAGGUGCAGGAAGGAACUUCAGGGAGAAGAGUAUCUCUAGGUGAUUGCAGCCCACAUUUGGCCUUACAGGAAUGGCGUUGGCACCCAGAGAGCCAUGCUCUCAGAAAUCACCACACCAGGGAGUGUCUGACGGCACCAGGAGAGCAGUACGAAGGUGUCCACAUGCAGCCCUGCCUCCCUCAGGCUGAAAGUGAGGAGACUGGUGCCGGAGUGGCAGCGGUGGAUGUGGGCAGUGAGGCAAGUGGCCAAGCAUGGUCCUGUUCCAAGAAAGGUCACCUCACUUUAACAGGGAGGGGUCUGCACCUGAGUGCUACACAAGAAUCCACUUUGGUCUUCCUUUCCAGGGAACAUAAGCAGCCUGGCAGCAGGUGGCGGGCUCUUGACAACCAGACACUGUGCAAUGGGAGAGACAACAAACAUCACCAACACCAACCCCACCACAAUCUGGGGAAGAUGUUGGAGCCUGGAGUUUUUCCAGGUGCUGUCGCCGAUAUACACAGACAGGCUGAACCAUUUGAAGGUAUAAUGGCCGCUGAGGUUACAGAAACAUAUCAUGGAAUGGAUGCUCCUCUUUCAUCCCUGAGCACCAAAUCCCCUGCAGAUCCCACCAUGAUUUUCUUCAGUAUGGACUAUGGGAUGGGCUGGAAGAUAACCAUGUUGGUACUGAGCUCUUUGGCUCUGGUCCUGGGGACUGUGAUUCUUAUUCUCAAUGUUUACGCCAAUAGAAGAAAGAAGGUGGUGUGUGUUCUGAAGUCAUACACUCCGAAGCCGGAGGUGAGUGUUCCCGGGUCCCCGGUGCCCAGUGAAAGAGCCCCACUGACAGAGCAAGCCAUGCGCCUCCCACACUCCUCCCCGACUUUACAGCGAGGAGCAAUCCUGAUUGAGUGGAAGGAUGGCACUGUUACCCCGCUGUAUGAGGCCUGAAGGUUGUGCUGUUGAAAUAUGUUUGGACACGGGUGUGUUUGUGCGAGAACACAUGGUUUGUUGUGCAAAGUUAUGUAUGUUAUCUUCUGCAUAUGUCUGAAAGGCUGUUGGUGCCAAAAUUCUACUAAGCAAGCUGUUGUUGUACUUUAGACUGUUUCAUAAAAGGAAAAGUUCAUGGAUCAGUAUGAGUCCUCAAAAAACACUGAGAUCUGAUAUUUGGUGUUUGACCUUUGACGUUUGAGAUGUGAGGGAUUGCUUGUUGGAUGAAAGGAUUGUAAAAUUAAUGUUUCAGCAUUCACCAUUGCAUUGUUUGUAGGCUUACUAUAAGUACAGUUCAAAGAUUCUACAGAGUAAGCAAUAGCUUAGGCUUCUAGUUGGAUAAACACUUAAACUAAUCUUUGUUUGCUUAGGCAUAAACUGUUUGAAGAUGUGACCCUCUUGUUCCAGUUUGAUUUCGGACACUGGUUUGCUGUGGAGUCGGCCCAGGUGUCCCUUUACAAAUUUGCUUGAUUUUAAAGAGUUCAAAAGGUCUGCAGGCAAUUUUUGACACAGUGUUGCCAAACAACAUAUCAAGACACACCUUGGUUACUGAGACUCACACCCUUAAUAUUAGGAUUAACAGUAGGGCUGUGCCGAAUAGGUGAGGCUUUGAAGUUUUCUUCAUAACAUUGACAUUCAAAUUCUAAACCAAUAAGCUGCGUGGCGUUUUUCUAUUCUUUUAUUUUUGCAUGCUAUUCAUUCUGUUUAAACCAGGUAUUUCUGUACAGAAAUAAAGAUAAAGAUUAGAGUGUGCAAGAUUGUUUCAUGUGGGCCAAACAUUUUCAGUAACUCCAGAAUGUUGUAAUGACCUUUGGUACAGUCCUGGUUAAUAGGCUAUUUUAGGAAAAUAUGAUUACACUUGUGUUGCAACUUUGUUGUGUUGAGUUGCAAAAAAGACUGAUGGAGGUUGUUUUCAUAACAUAAUUCAGUAUUAUUUAGCUCGUACUAAAUAAUAACUACAUAGAAUAGUUAAGAUUUCAGGAGAAAAUCUUAACCUAGUUGACACAGGUUAUGUCAGUAGUCUGACACAGUAUAAUACAGUACUGUAAUGCACUUUGCAUUGAUACUGACACUACAUCAACAUUAAUGAAUUUAAAUUGUUAAUAUUGAGAGUGCUUGUAACAUUGAAGUGUGUGGUGCCACCUACCACAAAAUGUCAAGUAAAUUAUAUUGUUACACCUGUUUCCCUUAUUGAGCAGAGAAAUGCUACUGUACACCUUCUGAAUUUAAUUUUCUCUCUCUCCCUUGGCUCAAUCGCCCUGUAAAACACACGUCAUUCAAACUCAACAGAAACAAAAGAAACCUCACCAAAACUGCCUUAAUUAGUCUUGCUAGUCAUCUAUUUAGUUAGUCUACUGUUCCAGUGAUCACCAACUUUAGUUUGGUGGAAAUAAACCCAUAAUUCACUGAGUUAGGUGUAAAAACAUGCUUUUUCCCCCCAUGGUCUCUCUCUGCUAUUGCGGCUAUUCACAGUCCCAUAAUGUUAUCCCCACCACUUGCAGCUGCCAUGUCUGUCAGCGCGGCUGCCUGUUCUACCAGAAGAGACUGACCUCUGGUGGUGCGUGCUGUGCACUACAUGCACCGAGUUUAAUGGAAAGCAGGGUGUCUGUGUUUUGGAUGGUACUGAACAACAUGCUGUCGGGAUCUCUAAAUAACCUGGUACACCAUAGUACCUUAAUACCGCCCAAACCUAUGUUGCCACUUUCACAUUUGGGACCUCCAUCCUUAAAAGUUCAAAGUGAAGAUUGUUUUCUAUAGUUAAAAGGAAAUGAGCCAGCUUUUGAGUGGAGAUUAUUUUGUCUAUGACUGACUUGUUGUAUUUGUAUGUGGCAACCUGUUAGACCACUAAUUUGCACUAAAUGGUGUUAGUUUUUUUAACUAAAAAGAAGUAUUUUUAUACUGUGAA
Messenger RNA from Epinephelus fuscoguttatus (brown-marbled grouper), 3025 nucleotides. RefSeq lists its product as uncharacterized. The record is from RefSeq and is a predicted model, not a curated record. Bases 58 to 1080 code for a protein of 340 amino acids. The transcript is spliced from 6 exons. NCBI's taxonomy places the organism in Eukaryota, Metazoa, Chordata, Actinopteri, Perciformes, Serranidae.